AUGGCUUAAAAAAAAAUCCUAAUUGCUAAUCUUAAUGGUUUAAAUAGAAGAAAAUUUUUGUUGAAAAUAGACAUUAAAUCAUAUAUUAACUACUGGGAUAGUAGUCAGUAGUUAUUACUUAAUAAAACUUAAAACAAUCUAUUUAUAGCUCAUAGGAAUUAAAUCCUUAUUUUUGAACAGAGUAUCAAUGGAUGGAAAUGCUCUCAAUCAUUUUAAGUCAGUUCUAGGUGUUCUGUGAGUUCAAUUUUUUUUAAUUUUUAAGAGGAUGAGUUGUAAAUUUAUAGCUUUGAUGGUUAUGAUUUGAUAGAUAAACUUUAUAUCUUCCAUAAAUAAACCUAGGAAUAAGAAAUUAACUGGGUUUUAAUCUAGAAAAUAGGAUUGUAUGGAUUGAGUGGAUAGGUGUUGGGAGGAUUUUUAGAUCACAUAUAUUUUGCUGACUGCUAUGGUCUUGAUGUUUAUAAAAAAUAAAAUUAAUCUUAAUACUAUAUAAUGUAUGCUUCUUCAGAGUUUAAGCAUCAUACCAAAGGGUUUUUUCGGUGUGUGCACUUUGUGCAAAAUAAAUUUCUAUUGCUGGAAGAAGAUAAUAACAGUAUCAGAGUUAUGAAAAUAAAUUAACAGCAACAAUUAGAAUUCAUUAAAUAAAUAGACAUACCUGCAUUGAAGAGCCAAAAAAGCAGCAGUAAUUCUUAGAGAAGAUCUUUUUUAACUCAAGAUGAAAAAUUUUUAGUAAUUUAGAAUAACGAGAUAACUUUAUUAAUAGAAUUGAUUUAUGCUUGA
This is a messenger RNA of Paramecium tetraurelia, 777 nucleotides long. RefSeq lists its product as uncharacterized. Lineage: Eukaryota; Ciliophora; Oligohymenophorea; Peniculida; Parameciidae. The record is from RefSeq and is a predicted model, not a curated record. The transcript has a single exon.